AUGAUCGCGAAACCAGGCUUCCGCAGUCUCUCUAGCCCCGUCAACCGAUCUCGACGCCUCCCAGUCACAGUUGGAGCCAUCGCCUUCUUCAUAAUGUGUCUCUUUUAUCUCUUGUUGUCAAUCGCGCCCUGUAUAGUUUACGGCAACUGUUAUCGCGGUUACUCCAGUGCUUACAGCUUCGAUGCUGACUUGGCUUACAACCCGGCAUGGAUGGCCGAUAUCCCCGACGAUGUGUACCUCUCGAGUCUCAGCAUACCAGGAACGCACGAUACUAUGACCUAUGAGAUAGGAACAGAGGUUCUUCAAUGCCAGAACUGGAAUCUUACAAUGCAGUUGGAGGCGGGCCUUCGCUACUUUGAUAUCCGCGCUCGUGUGCGCGAUGAUGAACUGCACAUUUAUCAUGCCAACGGCUACACUGGUUUCAGCUUUGAGGAUGUCAUUGGCUAUAUGAAUGAUUUUUUGGAUGAGAAUCCCUCUGAGACUAUUGUUAUGCGCCUCAAGCAGGAAGGUGGGCGCAUUGGAGACAACAACACCCUAUCGUUUGAAGAUGCCUUCAACCAGUACCCCCUGGGAGAUCGUCUCUACAACUACAGCGCUACCGCACCUCUGCCGAAACUGGGUGAUCUGCGCUCCAAGAUCUUCGUGCUUGAGAACUUCCCAGCCAGGCGCGGAGGUCCUUACGGUCCCAAGUGGGAAGGUCCUCAGAUGGUGCUGGAAGACAAGUGGAUUAUUCCAGACAUUUAUCACUUAUCUGAUAAAUGGACUGCAAUUCGAGACGCUCUCGAGCUGGCGGCAACAGCACCUCUCGACAACGAGAUUCUCUAUCUCGCUCACAUCUCAGCCUCUGUGGGUGUUCUGCCCAUCGAAGCUGCGGCUGGACCAAUGAACCGCACCGUCACUGGGAUGAACGACAUGACAGGCCAAUGGAUCAAGGAUUUCGAAGAUAACCCAGACACAAGCCGCACCGGAAUUGUCAUCAUCGACUUCCCAGGUCGGAAGUUCAUUGAGGCCAUCCUCCGGUGGAACAACUCAUUAAAGAAACAAGCAUAA
Molecule: messenger RNA, 1050 nt
Organism: Fusarium coffeatum
Lineage: Eukaryota; Fungi; Ascomycota; Sordariomycetes; Hypocreales; Nectriaceae
Exons: 1
Coding region: 1-1050 (349 amino acids)
Biological process (GO): lipid metabolic process
Molecular function (GO): phosphoric diester hydrolase activity
Source: RefSeq, a predicted model, not a curated record